Messenger RNA from Saxophila tyrrhenica, 1578 nucleotides. RefSeq names its product Protein ssh4 (gene ssh4). The transcript has 2 exons. NCBI's taxonomy places the organism in Eukaryota, Fungi, Ascomycota, Dothideomycetes, Mycosphaerellales, Extremaceae. Gene Ontology annotation, cellular component: endoplasmic reticulum. The record is from RefSeq and is a predicted model, not a curated record. The coding region runs from base 1 to 1578 and encodes 525 amino acids. Gene Ontology annotation, biological process: protein transport to vacuole involved in ubiquitin-dependent protein catabolic process via the multivesicular body sorting pathway. Gene Ontology annotation, molecular function: protein binding.
AUGGAGCAAGUCACAGCAGCCAUCGACUCCUCCAUUCCCACCCUCGCGACCUCCUACAUACCCGCACACCAACCCUCCGAAACAGCAUGGCUGUCACAAGAAGACGUCUGGCAGCGGAUAGAAGCCGGGCGCUCACGGCAACACGAUGGCGGAAAGGAAGGAUGGGGAGAUCUACAGGCCUCGCUCAACAUAGAUGAGCUGGGCUCAACGGGCAAAGGCAUUUUGAUCGGUAUGCUGUCUGCGUUUGGCUCGGCGGCGCUUGUGGCGGCGAUUAUUGCGACGGUCUAUUUCUUCCGGUUCACGAAUAGAGGGAGGAUCUUUUUGGAUCGGAUCGGGAGGCCGGGAGAGUAUGAUGAUGAGCAGCAGUUUUUGCGGGAGGAGGAGGAUGCGUUGGGGGAGAUGGAUGAGAUGCAGAGGGCGGAGUAUUUGAGGGCGAAAGCGUUUGUGCAAGCGAAUCCACCGGAAUCGAUGCAGACGGACAUCUCGUUAUCCCAAUUUCUUGCGAUUCAAGAGAAGGGCGUCUCAGCGUGGGAGUUUGAGCCGGAGCUGGAGAUUGCGAAUUGCUUUGUUGAGGGCAGGACGGAGAUUGAGUUCUUCGACUCGGAGUGCAGCGUGCAGAGCAAUCUACCAAUACCGAAACAGAACGAGGUCUACUACUGGGAAGCGAAGCUCUAUGACAAGCCGGAGUCGACACUGGUUAGCGUGGGAGUGACGACGAAGCCAUAUCCGCUGUUCAGGUUGCCUGGGUUGCACAAGUACUCGAUCGCAUACUCGUCUAGUGGACAUCGGCGGUACAACCAGCCAUUCACCGGGACGAACUACGGACCACCGUUUGUGCAGGGGGAUGUUGUGGGAGUGGGGUACAGGCCGCGAACAGGAACAGUGUUCUUUACACGUAACGGGAAGAAGCUGGAGGAUGUGGCGCACGGUCUGAAAUCACAGAAUUUCUUCCCGACAGUUGGCGCAAAUGGGCCUUGCAAUGUGCAUGUCAAUUUCGGGCAGAUGGGAUUCGUCUUCAUCGAGGCGAAUGUGAAGAAGUGGGGUCUGGCGCCUAUGACAGGCAGUCUUGCUCCCCCUCCACCGUACGGAAGCGAAGCUGGAAGCAUCCUCCUUGAAGGUGGAAGGGAAGGCGUACGAGAGGGCCAAGGCUACAUCCCAGGUCAUGGCCGAACCAACAGCGCACAGAUACGGCUUGGGAGAGGACCACCCGCGCGCAGCCCAGGUCCCGAGCGAUCACCGACAGACAUCUCACUCGCGCAGCUGAACCUUCUCGAAUACCAAGAAGAAGAGGACGAGGACGUCGGCGAAGGUACGAGUGAAGCAGCUAGCAGCCAGCCGCAUCAACAGUACAUCGACCCCGGCCUCCCACUCGAGCCAGCGGAUCAUCCGCCACCCGACUACGAGAGCCCGGAGGACGAUGGGUACGAUGACGACGGGCAUGAUAGCUCAGCUACCACCCCUCGCGCGACCGAGUUUCCACCUUAUCGGGAUGAAUCGCCGAGUCCCAGCCCGCCGAUACCGAGUUAUGAGGCGGCGACGGAGGCGAGCUCGGAUAGGGGGAGGAGUUCGACGAGGUGA